CUGCAGAAAAAUGAUUGACUUCCUUCUUCAAACCUGCUGGAAGGUGAGCAGUCUGGAACAAGCACAAGAAUGUCAUAUUCAAUUGCAGAGGCUCCAAAAUUGUGUUUGAAAUGUGCAUUUGGACACUAGUAGGAUGGUGUCUUCAGGCCUGAAAAGAGGUUUAUAUAUAGAUUACUAGCUAAAAUCAACCCGAAGAGUCUUAUCACUCCAUGUGUGGCCAGCCACUGCUGCCAUGUUGUUGUAUCUAAUAUAACUGUUCUCUAGUGGCUUUAAAGUGCACCACUGGCAGCCCAGGUAUGUUGGUGGUUUGAGUUUGCAUCUAACGCUAUUUUGGGUGCCAUCUCACACUGAUUUGGGCUUGCGUCUAACACUAUUGUCCUCCUGUGUGUUUUGCCUGCUUCCAUGAUGUCUGGCAUCUAGUACAUGGCUCUGUGAGUGUUGCAGCGUUGGCUUGCACUCUCUGCUCUGAAUAUCUCGAAUAUUUGAAUAUCUUAAUGCAACUGUUGCAGGCAGAUAUUGAGCGGAGCCCCCUAGAACUGAGGCAUUGUUAGAAAAAGCAGUAGUUUUUGCUAGUGGCUCCUCAUUAUAACCAUAAGGGGUUUUUUUUGUUGUUGUUUUUCCAGCUUUUCAUGUCUCACAUGCUGUUUAUUGUCCAGCUUGUAGGAAAAACAAAAAACGAGUGUUCACCCACAGCUUCACUAGGUACGCAGUCUGAGUAAUCAGCACUGCCCCACCUACGCACUAGAGAGAAGUGAAGGACUCGUGGGAUAACCUGCAGAUUGCCAACGCAGUAGAUCUCUGCUAACCAAAGCAUUUUGGUAUCCUCGCAUAAGUGGCUCCAGUAGCAGAAUUGAGGGGUAGUAGCCUUAGGAGGUAAGAUCUUUCCUCAGCUCAGCUGGAGAUGAAAGAAGGUGUCUGCCUACAGCUACUGUUCUACUGUGAGUGAUUAAACUGGAUCAUGGUAGGUGUUAGCGGAUGAAUCAAAUUAAGGUCAUCUUGACAACUGUUAUUCUCAGCCUGCCACAACGUUUGAGAGUGGCUACCAGUUUACAAAGACUUCUAAGAAAAUAUAUCAAGAUCUCUUUGUUAAGAUCCUUAGUUUAAAACAACAACAAAAAAAGUUUAAUGGAAAGCUCUAUGACUUGGGCUAAGCUGCUGGAGAGCAAACAACGUGCUUAAAUCCUAGUGACCUGUGUACAAGUUAUGUUAUUUCAUAGACAGCGUGAUGAAGGACAGAUGUUUGGGAGGCCCUUUCUAAGGAACAGUAGGAUGAAAUGAUGGUGCCUGUCUGUGCCAUUAGAGAUCAGAUUCCAUUUCAUGCAUGUCCAAGUUGAGAAAUUUUGUUCUUAGUGAGGACUUGAUGAAUCCAGAAUUACUAUCACAAAUCAGUUGAGAAAAUAAAUUUAAAAUGUGUGGUCUUCUACUGUCUCUUCUCCCAGGAGCCUCACAAUAAAGGACAUCUGUGGGAAGAGAUGGUGGGUCUAUUUUGGCAUAUUCCAGCUGGAGGGAGAGCUCUAGUCAAGCAAUAUGAUCACAGAGGCCUUGUUAAAGGAAAGAGAUAAACAAGCAAAAUGGAAUGGGAUUCCCUUACUAUUGCAAAAGUUGUAUGAGCAAAGCCACCCAAACAGUGACUUCUCCCAGUGCCAAAGCAUCCUUAAGGAAAUUUCUCCACUUCUUUCAAUGGAAGCCAUGGCAUUUGUCACAGAAGAUAGAAAAGCUGCUCAAGAAUCCACUUUCCCAAACACGUACACGUUUGACUUAUUUGGAGGAGUUGAUCUUUUAGUGGAAAUUCUCAUGAGACCAACUCUUAUUACACAGAAAAAGAAACAGAAAAUAAGUGAUGACCUCAUCAAAGACUGUUUAAGCAUACUGUACAACACGUGCAUAUGUACGGAAGGAGUCACAAGGCGAUUGGCAGAAAGAAAUGACUUUGUGUUGUUCCUCUUUACACUGAUGACAAACAAAAAGACAUUCCUACAAACUGCAACACUCAUUGAAGAUAUCCUGGGAGUUAAAAAGGAAAUGAUACAACUGGAUGAUAUUCCCAAUCUUUCAAGCCUUGUGUCCAGUUUUGAUCAGCAGCAACUUGCGAACUUCUGCAGGAUCCUUGCUGUCACAAUUUCCGAACUUGACACAGGAAGUGAUGACAAGCACACCCUUCUUGCCAAAAAUGCACAGCAGAAAAAAAACUUGGGUCCUUCUCGUGCUGAAAUUAAUCAAGCUACACUUUUGAGUAUUCCGGGCUUCAUUGAGCGAUUAUGCAAACUGGCAACACGAAAGGUGUCUGAAACAACGGGUACUUCCAGCUUCCUUCAGGAGUUAGAAGAAUGGUACACCUGGCUGGACAACGCCCUUGUACUUGAUGCACUGAUGAGAGUGGCAAACGAAGAGGCAGAGCAGAGCAGCACAGAGUCUUCAGAUGAAAGUGGAUUGGCCAACACCUCAACACGAACGCAGCUUCCGCAGUCCAUGAAGAUCAUGCAUGAGAUUAUGUAUAAGCUGGAAGUGUUGUAUGUUCUCUGUGUAUUACUCAUGGGGAGACAAAGAAAUCAGGUUCAUAAAAUGAUAGCAGAGUUCAAGCUGAUUCCUGGCCUCAAUAAUUUGUUUGACAAACUGAUCUGGAGGAAGCAUUCAGCAUCAGCCCUUGUUCUGCAUGGGCACAAUCAAAAUUGUGACUGUAGCCCAGACAUUACUUUAAAGAUACAGUUCCUGAGGCUUCUUCAAAGCUUUAGUGAUCAUCAUGAGAACAAGUAUCUGCUUUUAAACAGCCAAGAACUUAAUGAACUGAGUGCAAUCUCCCAUAAAGCCAACAUCCCUGAAGUUGACGCUGUUGUUAACACGGACAGGAGUCUUGUCUGUGAUGGGAAAAGAGGUUUGCUAACCAGACUGCUUCAGGUCAUGAAGAAGGAACCAGCUGAAUCCUCCUUCAGGUUUUGGCAAGCAAGGGCAGUUGAAAGUUUUCUGCGAGGCACCACCUCCUAUGCAGACCAGAUGUUCCUGCUCAAGAGAGGACUCCUGGAGCAUAUUCUCUACUGCAUUGUUGACAGUGAGUGCAAAUCGCGGGAUGUGCUGCAGAGUUACUUUGACCUUCUGGGAGAACUGAUGAAAUUCAAUAUUGAUGCAUUCAAGAGGUUCAACAAGUACAUCAACACAGAUGAGAAGUUCCAGACAUUUUUGAAUCAGAUCAACAGUUCAUUGGUUGACUCAAACAUGUUGGUUCGCUGCAUUACGUUGUCCCUGGACCGAUUUGAGAAUCAGUCUGAUGCUAAAGUUGCAGAAGUCCUGUCAGAGUGCCGCCUGCUAUCGUAUAUGUCCCAGAUGUCCAUGAGAAUGUCCUUUCUUUUCCGUCUCAUUAAUAUUAUUCAUGUACAGACACUUACACAGGAAAAUGUCAGUUGUUUGAACACAAGUUUAGUUAUCUUAAUGCUGGCCAGAAGGAAAGAAAAGCUACCUUUUUAUCUGCGCACUUUGCAACAGAUGGAAUACACAGAAAAAUACCCAGGCUUCAUCCUGAACAACUUCCACAGUCUCCUGCGAUUCUGGCAACAGCAUUACCUCAACAAGGACAAAGACAGCACCUGCUUAGAAAAUAGCUCAUGUAUUAGUUUUACCUACUGGAAAGAGACUGUAUCUAUACUGCUCAGUCCGGACCGGACAUCCCCCUGUGCCAUAGUUAGCUACAUCGAUGAGGCAUAUAUGGACAUUGACAGAGACUUUUCUGAGGAGUAAUUCUUCACUCUGGUUUCUGAUGGACAGCGCUUGGAGGGUACCUCGCAGACCGUGGAUUUUCAGGGAUACGCUGUGUAGUGUGUGUGUGCGUGUGCGGCUUGGAACCAUGGAGCGUUACUGCAUUGUUAAAACCCCGGCCCCCUUCCCAGUCCCCAUCUCUGAUCUCUAACAGAGGAGACUUUUGACAGCUCUCUGGGCAACACAUUCAGGGAUGUAUCUUCCAUUUGUUCUGGGAUAAAAAUAAGCACCUGCAAAAAAACCAGCCUUUUUUUUUUUUUUCCUCCUCUUCCAGUCAAAUGUAGCUGGUUGGAGUCCUUUUUGAUGACAGAUGAGAAUAUCCUGUAUGUGCCAGUUUGGUUGCGGUUCUUUUUCCUGGCUACCAGAAUUAGCAAAUCAAAAAGCACAGAAAUUGCCCUCCAAAUGUGAGGUCCAAGGAGCCAAUCUGACUGGGACCCCAACACACCAGCCACACGCAGAGCCACCAAGAGGACUCCCUUCAGGUUUAACUCUUCUGUUGGGGUUUGGAAUCAGGGGUUUAGGGUUGGUUAGAGUGAGUGUGUGUGCGUGUGCUUUUAAUUCCUGAGAGCCCUAGCUCCAGUCACCUCUUUACCAUCUACUUUUGGAUCAUUUGGUACUAAAUCUGUUGGGCCUUUGUCUGUUCGUGUGUUAGGAGAGCACCUCUGCUCCUGCUGUCUUUCCUGCAGAUCCUUCCUGUCUGAAGGUGUUUUUACAAUGCUGCGGAGAACAGAGACGUUUCAGCAGUGGUGGAAUUGCAACAGGGGUUGGCUUUUUCAUGGAGCACUAGCAUUAAAAUGUACUAAUUUUUUUAAAACUUGCGGCUUGUCCCUUCUUGGGUAACUAAUCUGAUUUUAAAAUCCUUUUCAGGACCAUUGCUCUUGAUGCUAACCUGCUAUGCCUGGAAGUCUUAUAUCCGUCUCUGCUUUCAGUUCUUAGUAUCAACACACACACAUUAAUCUUGAAGUGCAAUAUUUAUUGGAGAUGUCAGUUUUUCCUCGAUUUGUUUUAAUCGGAAUGUGUUAAAUGCUGGGAAUAAACACUCCUAGUUGAAAGUAACUUUGUAGGAUGUGUUGGGGAAGCGGGGAGCAGGUUUGGGCAGAGUCCCAAUUGCCAAACCUGAACAUGCCCUGCCUACUCACCAGUGUUAAUUAUGUUACUCCGAGACAGUCACAUUCCCAGGAAUGAAAUAGUCUGAAGUCCUGAGCCACUGCAUUUAAGUCAAAUCGUAUGCAUCUAGCAGCUCCAGCUAAAAGAAGCCGUUUUCCUUUCAGACAUGCAUCUGAAUUACACGUUUUUUAACUUAGUUGAUGAGACAAUUUGCACAUCUCUCCAGGAGCUGGAGGCAGGGAAGGGUGGUGCGGGUAUCCCUGAGCUGUAGCAUUUUGUCCCUAAUCUUUGCCAGCAGAGUGAAAGCCAUUCUGAGGAUCUCUGUGCUGGGGCCUGGCUUCCAGCCCCUAGCGCAGGAUUUGCUCUCUAAAAGUCACCCUUCUUCUCUAGCUUUUCUUUUACUUCUGUGUCCUGCUGCAGACUUACAGUCAGUACUUUGCUUGCAGGGUGGUCAGAGAUGCUGAGCUUGUACAUAAACCUGGAAUCUUGCAGGAACUCCUGGGGAACCUCCCUGGAGGGCUGAAUUCCUCCGGUAGCCUUUGGCCAGCUCCAGUGAUGUUACUCUGGUCUCAGUCCUUGUGUCGGGGAACUCUUUGCUAUGGCAGCUGCAACUCUCUGUUCUUCACCAGGUCACCCCCCAGCCUGCCCCCCCCUCCCCCCAGCUAAUUUCUUUCUCAUCUGUACUUUUUUUGUUCUUGGGUAUUUGUGUUUUUGGUGUAUCUUUGCUUCUUCUUAACUGUAAUAGAUGUACACUUAAAAUAAAUGCUUCAAAUUAAAAGGCUUUUAAGU
Molecule: messenger RNA, 5643 nt
Organism: Struthio camelus australis
Lineage: Eukaryota; Metazoa; Chordata; Aves; Struthioniformes; Struthionidae
Source: RefSeq, a predicted model, not a curated record